Messenger RNA from Uloborus diversus, 2522 nucleotides. RefSeq names its product sulfate transporter-like. The transcript is spliced from 15 exons. The record is from RefSeq and is a predicted model, not a curated record. Gene Ontology annotation, molecular function: oxalate transmembrane transporter activity; chloride transmembrane transporter activity; bicarbonate transmembrane transporter activity. Lineage: Eukaryota; Metazoa; Arthropoda; Arachnida; Araneae; Uloboridae. Bases 122 to 1597 code for a protein of 491 amino acids. Gene Ontology annotation, cellular component: membrane. Gene Ontology annotation, biological process: transmembrane transport.
CAACAGCCCAUAAUUCUACGACCCCGCUCUAUCCCACGGACGCACCUCCCCUGAUCCAUGAUAAGAUCCAUAUUGCCAUGGUUAUCACAUUUCUUGUCGGUAUCCUGCAGGUCAGACAGCGAUGGGUCUCUGCCGAAUGGGGUACUUGACAUCCUUCAUGUCAGACGAGAUGAUCAGCGCCUUCAUCACCGGAACUGUGAUUCACAUCCUGACCAGUCAGCUCAAACCUCUCACCGGAGCCAACAUCACCAAAUACUCUGGACCAUUCAAUGUCAUUCUCACGUGGGUAUCAUUUUUUGAAAGAAUAGGGUCCGUAAACUACAUUGUACUCAUCAUGUCUGUGUGUAGUCUACUUUUCCUCAUCAUAGUUAAAGAGCUUAUCAAUGGAAUUGUGCUGAAAAAGUCCAAACUGCCAGUGCCAGCCGAGUUGAUUCUGGUAAUUGGGGGUACGAUGGUAUCGAAGUACAUCUGCCUGCACACGAAAUAUGACAUAGAUGUUGUCGGCUUGACGCCUACAGGUUUCCUGCCUCCUGAAGCCCCACCGUUCGAACUUCUUCCCAAGGUUCUGACUUCCAGUAUGAUUUUGUCGAUCAUUUGCGCUGCCACAACCCUCUCGAUGGUGCUAAUAUAUGCCAAAAAGCACGAAUAUGAAGUCGACACCAACCAGGAACUAGUGGCGUAUGGUGUCGGUGGCAUUGUGUCUUCUUUUUUCUUCUGUUUUCCGAGCUGUGGAUCACUUUCGAGGAGCGCUAUGCAAGAAAGCACUGGGGCAAAGACUCAGAUAGCGAGUCUGGUGUCCUGUGUUUUGAUGUUAGUCGUCCUUUUUGUUUUGGGUCCACAGUUUGAACCUUUGCCAAAUUGUGUUCUGUCCGCUGUAAUUGUGAUGUCAUUAAAAUCGAUGUUGAUGUACUUCGGAGACUUGAGAAGAGCAUGGAAUGCAUCCAAGCUGGACGCGUCUGUAUGGGUGGUUACCUUUCUAUCUGUGAUUAUUCUGGACAUGGACUACGGAUUGAUCAUUGGAAUUCUAUUCUCAUUAAUAACGAUUUUGUUCCGUUCACAGUACCCAGAGACGUGCUUACUGGGUAAUCUCCCCGGCACAGAAAUAUACAGGAGCGUCGAGAAAUAUCCAAAUGUGACAGAAAUUCCUGGGGUAAAGAUUUUCCAUUUUGGAGCAUCUAUUUAUUUUGGAAACAGGGACUACUUUAGAUCCCAAAUAUUUCAUCACAUUAGUUUUCAACAAAGCUCGAGUCCAGAGGCAGAAGUAAAAUAUCAAAAUGAACAAAACGAGAAAAAAAAGAUGUUGGAAGAAGAGGAUCAACUGACCUUCCAGAACACUUAUAAGUACGACUUUCUAAGAGUGAUUAUAGUAGAGCUGUCUGCGGUGGCAUACAUGGAUUCGGGAGGCGUGGCAAUGCUCCUACAAGUCAUGAGAGAAUUUGCUGUAAAUAAUAUUGUGAUAUAUAUUGCUUGUGUUCAAGAGCCAGUGUUAGAGAGUUUAGAAAGCCAAGGAUUCUUUAAUACAGUCAGUAGAGAAUUCCUGUUUCCGACCGUCCACGACGCAGUAUUAUAUGCACAAAGUGAAUGCUUUAGUUCCUAGCACUAACAAAUGUUAAAUUAAAUAUGUAUAUUGUAAAAAAAAAAAGAGGAAUCUAUAUUAGGUUGCUAUUUAUUAUUUCAACUCCAUUAGCAAGCAGAAGUUUUUGGUAAACCUCAGUAAUUGAUCACUAACUACAAAACGGACGAUCUAUCUAAAAUUUGAACUGAAGUAGGUAUGUAUGUGUAAAAUGUUUUACAUAAGCUCAAUACGAAGCAGUGUAUAUGUUAAAACUGAUAAAGGCAAGCGGGUAACUUUUGUUUUAGUAUUUUUUUAAAGAUAAAACAAUAGUUUUGUAGCUGUAUUAAAUAGAUUGGCUGUUUUUAAAAUUUACACACAACAAUAGGUAGGCUGUUUUUGAAAUUUAAUGUGAUGAUACAUAAUUGCUUACCCGCGAAAAUUAAUUUGGUAUUCCUACUUCAAUUUUACCAGUUAUUUAACUAAUUAUUAUUACCGUUAUGAUUGGAUAAAUAAUUUAGUUACAAAACUAAUUUUAAUCUUUUUCUGUUUUAACAUUUGUUAUCAUGACCAUUAUUAUUUCUUAUAGAAGCUGUUUGUGGCUCUAAAAUGGUUGGCCAAUCUUUAAAUUUAUGUUUUUGUGUUCAGGUGUAUAGUGUGUUGAAUUAUAGAGAUUUAAUAUGAUUGAGAAGCAAAUGAACAAAAUGAAAAGUUUUAAAAAGGAAAUUCAAACAUCAAAACAUAUGAAAAUUCUUAAGCAUUCUACUUAAGAUUACUUUAAGAUUAACUUAAGAUAAACUUAGAGCGUUUGCCAAAGCCUGCAAUUAUCAGAAUGAUUAUCAAAGCGUGCUGCAAUGAAAAGUUGACUUUGUUGUACAGAAAAUAGCUAUAAUGUGAAACUCGAGCAAUGAAGAACUUAUUGAAAAAGUGUUUUUUGUCACCAUCUGUUUGAUAUGUAAAUAAAGUGUUU